This is a messenger RNA of Salvelinus sp. IW2-2015, 3483 nucleotides long. The record is from RefSeq and is a predicted model, not a curated record. NCBI's taxonomy places the organism in Eukaryota, Metazoa, Chordata, Actinopteri, Salmoniformes, Salmonidae.
AUGAAAAAGAGAUCCAGCACCAAUCCAGAUCCCGGGUUCCAGUACCAGUCCCAGCACCAGARGAAGCACAGAGGAGGGACCAGACCAGACCUUCACCUGGUGCGAGRGGACACGAGCGGACCACAGAGCCAGAUCCCGACCCAGAACCUGCAGCAGCCCCAGUUCGCYGUUCCUGUUUUUUCCCAGUCAGUCCCCAGCACCAGACCCAGCACCUCUGGUCUCCAGUCCCGGCCCCAACACCAACACGGUCAAGAGGUAGACGCAUACAGGGCAUCACACUCAACCUUCAGGGUCAAGAGGUCAGAGGCAUACAGGCAUACACUCAACCUCAGGGUCAAGAGGUCUGGGUUCCACUCUGUGGUCCUGCCGGGUCGGAUACACACAGCCACACACACUGACGGGCCGGCCUGCUUCACCCUCACCUCCCCCCCUGACAGUGAGGCCUAUUAUGGAGAGACGGACAGCGAUGCGGACACACACACACACAUACACCGCCGCCAGCGACACACACCUCCGGAUGCGCGCUCUCCCGGUCGCCAGCAGGAGGAGGAGGAGACUUCAGAGAUAAGRGGGUAUGAGAGCGCUCCAGAUGGGGGGGUUUCCCUGCAGGGGACCUGGGAGCAACUACCCACACUGGGAAAUGGGGGGAUCCAACAGUGGGAGCAACCAACGGGAUCGGGAACAAGGGGGUUUCAACCUGGAGUACCACGCAGGGAGGUGGUCUACCAACCCCAACCCCAACCCCCGCAGGCCCUGCCAGAGUGGACCCACCCAGCCCGGCCCGUCCUACACCAUGCGCAGGGGGAGCCGGUGGUGGGAGGAGAGGUGGAGGGAGAGGGAGACAGUGGGUUCCAGGAGGCAGGGGGGUGUGUGGUUCUGGCCUGCUCACCCCUGGUGUCUCCAGAGCGGGCUAAAGGAGCCAUGAUGCUGGGCUCCAGCUCACAGAUGGUUCCCAUGGUGGGCGCCCAGCUGACCCCACUCAGUGACGAACUGUCUGCUACGUACAAGGAAAAGGCCCGGCAAGCCAAGCUGCAGAGAGGAGAGAGUGUGGUAGACAGGCAGGUGAAAGAGGCUCGUACUAAAUGUCGUUCCAUCGCCUCCCUGCUCACCGACGCUCCAAACUCCAACUCCAAAGGAGUUCUCAUGUUCAAGAAGAGACGCCAGCGUGCCAAGAAYUACACCCUCACCUGUUUUGGCCGCGCGGAGGGGGAGGUGGGUGCUGAGACUGGGGGAGAGACGGAGGGAGAGGAGGAGGAAGGGAGUUCAUUCCCCUCGGGUUCAGAGGUGGARGAAGAGGGCUUUGCUGGAACCUUUGACCCCACCUGGGACAGCGAAUACCUGGACAUGCUGGAUAGGAGGAGUUCUGCCUGCCCCUCCACCUAUAACUCAAGGCCCCAAACACCAACUAAUCAGAGCUCAGGGUAUGAUUCCUUGGCCUAUCAGAGCCCAGAGAUGAACAUGUCAUUCAAUCAGGGGUCUGGGAUGAAUGCCCCAGCCUAUCAGAGCCCCGGGCUGGACUACAUAGCCUAUCAGGGGAAAGAGACGGAGCAGUAUGAGCAGCAAAGGAAAUUGGCCACUCCUGUCACCUACAACUCUGCCCCUAACACCUCCCUGACUGCAAGUUUGUCCAAUGGGGGCUCAGCAGGGAUGAGUCGGGCCAGUGUGGUUCUGACUUCCCCCUCUCACACCCCGAUCCCCCCCCAGCCUGACCUAAACACUAACCCUAACCCGCCUGGGGGAAUCCAUAACCGCACGGCACGUCCCUUCACCUCAGGCCUCGCCCAAUCUCGCCCCCCCGCCACCCCUGUCAUCUUCCGACCCGUCCAGCCCACUCCUGGCUUAACAAUGGUUUCCAAACCCACUGCUGCGGUAUCCAUGGUAACCAUCGCCCCCCCUCGCCCUUCAGGGGCGCCCGAGGCCAGGAGAGCGGUCUCCAGUACCUCCCUCUACAUCCCCCCUAGACCUACUGCAUCCAUCCUCUCUCCUCCUCCUCUUGUUCUCUCUCCUCCAUCCUCUCCUACCCGCACUCCUUCUCAGCCUUUCCUUUUUCCCUCGGUCCAUACUGCCACCUUCUCUCCUUCUUCUGACCGCUGUUCUCCUUCUCAUUAUCCUCCUCAACCCACCCAACACUUCUGUUCCUUGACUGCUCCUCAACCUUUCUCUCCUCCUCCUGCCCCCAUUCAACACUUCUCUACUCCUAGUCAACCUUUCUCCCCUCCUCCUCCUCAUCCCCCAGUCUAUCCAUCCUCUGCCAUGAAUGCCCAGCCCUUCUCUCCUCCUUCUUCUUCUAAUCAACCCUUCUCUCCUUCCUCUGCCACACCUUACUUUCCCUCCCUUGCUCAGACCCAACCCCCUCCUSCCUUGAUCUUCAACUCCUAUGUCUCUAUGACAAACCCUGCCAUGGUGACCCCCUCCACUGCCCAGACCCCUGCCUCUGAUUCAUUGUCGUCCCGUGAGCAGCGUAUCGCCGUCCCCGCCUCCAGAACAGGCAUUCUCGCGGAGGCGCGUCGUCGCAGCAACAAGAAGCCCAUGUUCCGUCCUUCUGUGGAGAACAAGAAGGACGUGUCUCCAAACCCAGCCCUGCUGGAGCUGCUCCAAAACCCGGACGCACCGACCAGGAUAGGCCCAGGCCCCAUGGGGCCUAGUGGAGGAGUUAGUGGGGAAGCUGGAGGUGAGUCAGGCCCUGAAGAGGACUGGUUGAAGCUGGGGGCUGAGGCCUGUAACUUCAUGCAGGCACAGAGAGGCUCCAAGCCCCCUCCUGUGGCCCCUAAACCCCAGCCUCCUCCACAGGUGCCCCAGCUAGCAGGGAAGGGGGGUCAGCUGUUCGCCCGUAGGCAGAGCAGGAUGGAUCGCUAUGUGGUGGAGACCCCCUCCUCACCCCAACCCGGUCCCYGCCACCCCCGCCAGCCCUCUCCCACACCCUCCCUCCCCUCUCAAUUCAAAUACUCCUCCAGCUGCAGAGCCCCCCCUCCCAUCAGCUACAACCCCCUCCUCUCCCCCUCCUGCCCUCUCCAGGCCCAGCGCCAGAUGGCGGGGGUAGCAGGACAGGGUGGGGGUUCAGCGGGGCAUAAAGCCGCCCCUGGGGGUCAGAAGGCUCAAGGCAUCAAGGCUCUGGACUUCAUGAGUCGCCAGCCCUAUCAGUUAAACCCCUCCCUCUUCAGCUACGGGGGCGGGACUCCCCAGGGCCAAAACAAGAUGCCACGUACGUAUGAGGUCAAACGCUUCUCCACGCCACCUCCCACAGGCCCCGCCCCUACUGUCAUCAUCCACGGUCAGCGACCAAACACUGAAGGAGAACGGAAUCCCCACGCCCCCCAACAAGGUAACAGUCAGUUUAAGAGUGCCCCUGAUCUGAGCCCUUUGGCCCACACCCCACCUCGCCCCGCCUCCACGCAGCCCUCCAGAGUGCCUCGCCCCAAAUUCAGCACCUCUAACCUGGGUCUGCAACCUAGCGUCUGGCGCCCUGGAUCCACCAUGAGCUAA